Miscanthus lutarioriparius is the source of this 1554-nucleotide messenger RNA. Lineage: Eukaryota; Viridiplantae; Streptophyta; Magnoliopsida; Poales; Poaceae. The record is from the annotation of a GenBank genome assembly.
AUGGCAUGCGGCGGGUGCAGCUGCGAGGCGGCGGUGGGGGCGACGGCGUCGGAGGCGUACCUGGAGGGGGAGCCGGUGCGGGAGGCGCGCGAGCUAGUGGCGGAGCUCUGUCGGCACUUCUACGCGCAGGGAUGGGUCACGGGCACCGGCGGCAGCAUCACCGUCAAGGUCAACGACCCCGCCAUGCCGCUCGCCGACCGCCUCAUCGUCAUGUCACCCUCCGGUGUGCAGAAGGAGAGGAUGGUAGCAGAGGACAUGUAUGUGAUGGCUGCAGAUGGAAAAGUGCUUUCUGCGCCAGUAGCAAAGCCAUGGCCAAACAAGCCUCCAAAGUGUACGGACUGUGCUCCUCUGUUCAUGAAGGCGUAUCUGAUGAGAGGAGCUGGGGCUGUCAUUCACAGCCAUGGAAUAGAGACUUGCAUUGCAACAAUGCUCAACCCUGGUGCAAAGGAGUUCAGGGUGACCCACAUGGAAAUGAUCAAAGGAAUCAAAGGUCAUGGCUACCGUGAUGAAUUGGUCAUUCCUAUUAUUGAGAAUACUCCUUAUGAGUAUGAGCUCACUGACUCCCUAAGUGAGGCGAUUGCAGCAUACCCAAAGGCAACUGCUGUGCUUGUAAGGAACCACGGAAUAUAUGUAUGGGGUGACUCUUGGAUCAAUGCCAAGACACAGGCUGAAUGCUAUCAUUAUCUUUUAGAUGCUUGCAUCAAGCUCUAUCAGCUAGGUAUUGAUUGGACAACUCCUGAGCAUGGUCCAAUAAACAAUGCAAAGAGACAGCGCAGCAUUUUAAGCUCUGAAAUUCCUAAUGGAUGUCAUGCUGCUGAUUCAUCAAAGUGUGUUGUACUAGACAUUGAGGGGACAACCACUCCAAUAUCAUUCGUGACUGAUGUUAUGUUCCCUUAUGCCCGUGAUAAUGUACGAAAACAUCUGACUUCUACGUUUGAUUCUGAAGAAACUAAAGAUGACAUCAAACUAUUGCGCAUCCAAAUUGAAGAUGAUUUACGAAAUGGAAUUUCUGGGGCUGUUCCAGUUCCACCCGAUGAGGCUGGCAAAGAAGAGGUUAUCAAUUCAUUGGUUGCCAAUGUUGAAUCGAUGAUUAAAGCAGACCGGAAGAUCACACCAUUGAAACAACUUCAGGGUCAUAUUUGGAGGACUGGAUUUGAAAAGAAAGAGCUACAGGGAGUUGUCUUUGAGGAUGUUCCUGUGGCGCUAAAGAACUGGCAUGCUAGUGGCAUAAAGGUCUACAUAUACUCAAGUGGAAGUAGAGAAGCACAAAGGCUUCUAUUUGGCAAUACAACAUAUGGUGACCUGCGAAAGUUCCUGUGUGGGUAUUUUGAUACCACCACUGGAAACAAAAGAGAAACAAGGAGUUAUUUUGAGAUCUCUCAAUCACUCGGGGUGGACAGUCCAUCUCAAAUCUUAUUUAUCACCGAUGUCUUCCAAGAAGCUGUUGCAGCAAAAAACGCUGGUUUUGAGGUGAUAAUCUCCAUUCGCCCAGGAAAUGCUCCACUUCCUGACAAUCAUGGUUUCCGCACUAUCAAAUCAUUCAGCGAGAUCUGA